This is a messenger RNA of Chaetura pelagica (chimney swift), 1914 nucleotides long. RefSeq names its product SWI/SNF related, matrix associated, actin dependent regulator of chromatin, subfamily d, member 3 (gene SMARCD3). The record is from RefSeq and is a predicted model, not a curated record. Gene Ontology annotation, biological process: regulation of transcription by RNA polymerase II. NCBI's taxonomy places the organism in Eukaryota, Metazoa, Chordata, Aves, Apodiformes, Apodidae. Bases 1 to 1470 code for a protein of 489 amino acids. The transcript is spliced from 13 exons. Gene Ontology annotation, cellular component: nucleus; SWI/SNF complex.
AUGGCUACAGACGAAGUUACAGGAGGGGCUCGCAAAGCUACGAAAAGCAAACUUUUUGAGUUUCUGGUCCAUGGGGUGCGACCUGGGAUGCCAUCAGGAGCUCGAAUGCCCCAUCAGGGGGCUCCCAUGGGUCCCCCAGGUGCCCCGUACGUUGGCAGCCCCUCUGUGCUCCUGGGGCUGCCCCAGCCCGUGCUGGAGACCAGCAGGAAGCGUGCGGCGCCGCAGCAGGUGCAGCAGCAGCAGGUGCAGCAGCAGGUGCAGCAGCAGCAGCAGCAGCAGCAUCCAGCCACCCAGAGCAGGACCAGGAGUGCCAAGAGGAGGAAGAUGGCUGACAAAAUUCUCCCUCAGAGGAUCCGGGAGCUGGUUCCUGAGUCCCAGGCCUACAUGGAUCUGUUGGCCUUCGAACGCAAACUAGACCAGACCAUAAUGCGGAAGCGUGUGGAUAUUCAGGAAGCGCUGAAGAGGCCAAUGAAGCAAAAGCGGAAACUGAGGCUUUACAUCUCCAACACCUUUAAUCCUGCCAAGUCUGAUGCAGAUGACGCUGAUGGCAGCAUCGCCUCCUGGGAGCUGCGUGUGGAGGGGAAGCUGCUGGAUGAUCUCAGCAAACAGAAGCGGAAGUUUUCGUCUUUUUUUAAGAGUUUGGUUAUUGAACUGGAUAAAGAUCUUUAUGGACCUGACAACCAUCUUGUGGAGUGGCACAGAACUCCCACCACCCAGGAGACGGAUGGAUUCCAGGUGAAAAGGCCCGGCGAUGUCAGCGUGCGGUGCACAUUGCUCCUCAUGUUGGACUACCAGCCUCCGCAGUUCAAGCUGGACCCACGGCUGGCCCGGUUGCUGGGGAUACACACGCAGACCCGCUCAGCCAUCAUCCAGGCCCUCUGGCAGUACAUCAAAACAAACAAGCUGCAAGACUCCCACGAUAAGGAAUACAUUAACUGUGACAAAUACUUCCAGCAGAUCUUUGACUGUCCACGGCUAAAGUUUUCUGAAAUUCCUCAGAGACUCACGAACCUGCUACUGCCUCCAGACCCGAUAGUGAUAAACCACAUCAUCAGUGUUGACCCCAAUGAUCAGAAGAAGACAGCUUGUUACGACAUAGAUGUAGAAGUUGAAGACCCAUUAAAGGGACAGAUGAGUAGUUUUCUUCUCUCAACAGCCAACCAACAGGAGAUCACAGCAUUGGACAACAAGAUUCAUGAGACAAUCGAAUCCAUAAAUCAACUAAAAAUACAACGUGAUUUCAUGCUGAGUUUCUCCAAAGAUCCCAAAGGAUACAUCCAAGACCUUCUCCGGUCCCAAAGUAGGGAUCUUAAGGUGAUGACUGAUGUAGUUGGAAACCCAGAGGAAGAACGGAGAGCUGAAUUUUAUCAUGAGCCAUGGUCUCAAGAGGCUGUGAGCAGAUACUUCUACUGCAAGAUCCAGCAGCGCCGGCAGGAACUGGAACAAUCUCUGGGGGUGCGCAACACAUAAGUACUGCUCACAAGAUUCCAUUGGCAUCAUGACCACCAAACCAGUGGACUUUUCAGUGUUACUUAGCUCACUGUUACACAUGGACCUGCUUCCUGGCUGAAUGAGAAUGUACCAUCAGCACACCAGUCAGAACACCAGCUUUAGAGUGACCCUUGAAAAUCUUGCCCCAGGGCGGAGUCUCCAACCAUUCCAGGCCAGAGACAGAGCCGUACAAGUGUCAGUGUUAAAGAACAUUAAAGGCUCAUUCAUCAACGUGUAUCAUCAAGUUUUAGUGGAAAGUUCAGACACUACACAGCAAAUCCUAAUGGGCUAUGCAUAGAGUCAUGGGUGGCAUUGAUAGGGGAGGCUGAGAUGGGUGUUACAGGAGACUACAGAUUUAGAGAAAUAAAGGCAGUUCUCAUCCCGUGUUACCUAGGAGUCUCAACUAGGAAUUUAUCUAGAAUU